Amphibalanus amphitrite is the source of this 2221-nucleotide messenger RNA. Its product is annotated as broad-complex core protein isoforms 1/2/3/4/5-like. The record is from RefSeq and is a predicted model, not a curated record. Gene Ontology annotation, molecular function: protein binding. The coding region runs from base 215 to 1525 and encodes 436 amino acids. Gene Ontology annotation, cellular component: nucleus. Gene Ontology annotation, biological process: regulation of transcription by RNA polymerase II. Lineage: Eukaryota; Metazoa; Arthropoda; Thecostraca; Balanomorpha; Balanidae. The transcript has 6 exons.
UGAGAGUCAGUUACCCAUAGAAAGAGUGUGUUACCCAUAGAAAUAAAGACUUUCUACUUUCUUUUCGUCUUUAUAUCUAUGGUGUUACUGUUACUCAAUUGAUUUCCAUGGCACAAGUUUGAGUUAAGCUGAUUUUGCAAAUUGGUUAUGUUCCAUCAUAAUGAUUAAUAAUAAUGGUGCGUUGUUGCUCCAGACUUAGUUUGAGAAAAAAAAUAUGAAGAUGGAUGCAGCAACACAGAAGUUUUGCCUUCAGUGGAAUGAUUUCAAAGGAAUUGUAACCUCAGCACUUUACAGUUUGCGAAAUGAUGAAGACUUUGUUGAUGUGACCCUUUGUUGUGAAGGAAGACAAAUAAAAGCACACAGAAUGAUGCUUUCAGCAUGCAGCCCCUACUUCAAAGAGGUGCUAAAGGGAAACCCAUGUCAGCAUCCAGUCUUUUUUCUCAAAGAUGUGUCCUACUUCGAUAUAUCUUCAAUCAUUGAGUUCAUAUACACAGGAGAGGUCAAUGUUGGCCAGAGCAACCUGUCCAGCUUCCUCAAGACAGCCGAAAUGCUGCAAGUUAAGGGUCUGGCAAACCAGGAUAAGGAGGAAGUCACCCGAUCAGCUCAGCAGGGUGUGCGAUCUACUACGGAGCGGACAGCUGCGUUCACCUCUCCUGCCCGCCCGAGCGCGGCGCCUUCCAAACGUCACACGUCCACGGGCGACCCCCUGGCGUCCCCGUCUGCCGGUAAACGUGUACGGGUAGAGCCGGCAGCGGGCGGCCGCGUGAUGCCGCCGCCGGCCGGCGAUCACGGCCGAGUGGUCACCACCGAGUGGUUGGUACACACACAGCCGCCGCCGGCAGCCGUCCCCAGCGCCAGCCCGGCCGGUCACCACAGCGUGGCGGUGAAGAGAGAGUCAGCAGCGCCCGAAGACGGCUCUGGUGCAGGAUCGGCCCUGGAAGCAAACAACGACUACUCAGGGACGAUGGACUUUGAAGUGUCCCACCAUUCGUUCGAUGGCGGCCCCGAGGACGCACUAGGAUCGCAAAGUGGAACGUAUUAUGGCGAUGAUGGAUCUUUAGGCGCGGCUGAGGAGGCCUGGACGAUGGACCCCGGCGUCCUGUCAGCGCUCACUCCCCGGACUUCUUCAGUCGCCUCCCGCCGCCCGGUCGCCUGCCGCUACUGCGGCAAGACAUACUUGCACCGGCAGUCACUGUUUAACCACGUCCAGAUGCACCUGGGCAAGACGCGCUGCACAGUGUGCGGGGAGACCCUCUCGACUGUGAUCACGCUGAGGAACCACAUGCGGACCCAGCACCCGCUGAAUGACGGCGAGAUGACGGCCGCUGGCGAGGGGUCGUCAUCCGAGAGACAGGCGAUGGCCGCUGGCGGUGGGCCGCCCUCAGAGAGACAGGCGAUGGCCGCUGGCGAUGGGCUGCACUACGAGAGACAGGCGAUGGCCGCGGGCGGUGGGCCGCCCUCAGAGAGACAGGUGCCGGGCUCGUGCGCAGUGCUCUCCGAUGGCAGCGACAAAUGUCAGAGCUAAUUUCGGGUCAGAGCACCCGUCCUCUCUAAGCACAGAGAGGAUGAGUGAGUUGAGACAUGAGAAGCUAAGAAGCUCUUCCUCCAUGCUGUGCAUGAAGGAGAGGUUCGUGGUGACGUUCAAAGAAUUGCAUUUUGUUAUCGUCGAGCUAUUUUUUUUCUGUUCCGUAUUUUGUUAAGUGUCAACACCAAACGGUGCUGAUGGAGACGGAAAUGUGGGGAAGACGCUGCUUGUCCUUAUUGAUGUCGAUCCCUGGGUCCAGGCCGCACCAGGCUUGACACCGGUUGUUAUUCUAACAUGCAAAUGUUAUAUUUAAGCGAUCAGUGAAUUCGUACACAAAUUAACAUCAAAUGUCUGAAAGGAAGACCGGGUUCGUCUGAUGACUGAUUCAGCCCGUUGCUUUCGACCACCAAACAAGAUAACUUGGGCAUUAUCUUAUCAAUUAAAGGCCGAUAGAUCCGCGUUCUAUGUAUUCAUUUAUGAUUUGUAGACAUGUUCUUGUUCUAAUUUAACAUAUAUUUUGUCAAUUGCAUAUCUACAUAUGCAAAUGCAGUUGCAUAUGAAAAUGUUUGUUGGUCAGUAGAGUCUCAGCAACCAGCAUGUUCGUUACUCGUUAGUACGUGCAGCACUAGCAGGCUGUUGUGUGUAAUCUAUUAUUAUGAGCGUGUCAUCAGAGCAAUACACGAUUGAUUUGCAUUA